Messenger RNA from Paramacrobiotus metropolitanus, 2405 nucleotides. RefSeq names its product aryl hydrocarbon receptor protein 1-like. The coding region runs from base 280 to 2379 and encodes 699 amino acids. Lineage: Eukaryota; Metazoa; Tardigrada; Eutardigrada; Parachela; Macrobiotidae. The record is from RefSeq and is a predicted model, not a curated record. The transcript is spliced from 12 exons. Gene Ontology annotation, molecular function: nuclear receptor activity; protein dimerization activity; transcription cis-regulatory region binding. Gene Ontology annotation, cellular component: aryl hydrocarbon receptor complex; nucleus. Gene Ontology annotation, biological process: regulation of transcription by RNA polymerase II.
UGCUGCGGCAGAUCGCUCCAUUCAGAUGAUUGGAAGGAAGGAGGAAAAAGUUGCUGCGACUGCCGCGCGCUGAACUAUUGUCAUUUUGUCACUGAAUCCCGCGCCGCGCGGCCAUCCAGGAAAUAAUCACCAGAUUUCUCUUUGGGAUACAUUUCCGAUCAAGUCUCCAGGAAAUUGUGCAGGUGCAGAGUGGUGUUGUGCGCCGGGAAAGGUCGGAUAAAAUCGUCUACCGUGCGUUGCAAAAGUGAUCUAGUUGGUGGAAUCUCGACAGCAAGAGAAAUGUAUGCUACUAAACGUCGUCGUCGUUCCGUCAAAGGGAACAAUAAAUCGGUCGGGCCGAAGGAUCUGCCGUGUAACGGGACUGCUCCCAGUUCGGUGCUGAAGACCAACCCGAGUAAACGGCAUCGGGAGCGGCUGAACAGUGAGCUGGAACGGCUGGCCGGUCUGCUGCCGUUUGAUCCCAACAUCAUCAGCAAACUGGAUAAACUAUCCAUUUUACGAUUAUCCGUCAGCUAUUUGCGGAUUAAGAGCUAUUUUCAAGAGCUGCAGAUUCGGGAGCACGCACUCAAUUACGACGUGGCUGCCGCCGCGGCAGCAGCCCAUCAUCGCCAGCAUCAUCAUCAUGCCCAUAAAGUCAACAACAGCCUCAGUAGUGGCUACUCCUUCCCCUUGGAUCCCACACUGACGCACACCGACUCGGUCCUCGAAGCUUUGAACGGCUUUAUCCUGGUGGUGACCUGUAACGACGGGGAGAUCUUUUUCGCAUCCAGCUCGGCGGAAGCAUUUCUCGGCUUCCACCAGUCCGAUCUAAUACACUACAUGCUGACCGACUUCAUCCACUCGGAAGACCGGCCCGAAUUGAUGAAGCAGCUGUCUUUCCCAGCUGUCUCCCAGCAAGAAAAUGCUCCAGUUUUGGAGCGAUGCUUCAGCGUCCGUUUCCGGUGCCUCCUGGACAACACAUCCGGGUUUCUGCGUAUGGAAAUCCGCGGUCGCAUCGGGCAUUUGUACGGGCAAACGACGUGCCAUUCGGCCGGUACGGAACGGCAAUUAGGCCUGAUUGCCAUAUGUUCGCCGUACGGGCCACCGGCUCUCCUGGAUAAUGCCCCCAGAGAUGCCGGCUUCAAGAGCAAACACAAGCUGGAUCUCUCCUUAAUUAGCCUCGAUAGCAAGGGGAAAGCGCUGAUAGGAUGCGAGGAGGAGGCGGCCUCGUUACCCAGCCGAAAUUUCUACAACUGGCUGCAUCCCGAUGAUCUGGCAUUUGUCGCUUCAGCUCACCGAACCUUGGUCAAACAUGGAUCGUCCAAUUUACUUGCCUACCGCAUUGCCAACAAAUCCCUUCAGUGGCAGUGGCUGCAAUCCACCUUUAAAACCUCCUUCAAAAACGGGAAACCCGACCACGUUGUGGGCAACCACCAGCCGCUGGGGGAAGAGGAAGCCCGUGACCGCCUCCCGAAACGCGACGGGGCCACGCACGACCUAGAUGUGGACACCGACAAGUACCUGGACGAACCGCCGCCCCGGCCCAGCAAACCCAAGAAGCAGCGUGCCUCCCCCACGGCCUCCCUGGCCUUCGCGCCCCUCCCAACCAGUCAGCCGCAACAGCGCCGGCGGAAAUCCUUCUCCGCCGACAUCACCGCCCGCCCCGCGGACACCACGGCGGCGCUGUACACGGCCGCGCAGUUCCCGACACUGGCCGACAGCCAACUGAGCAGUUCCUUGAACUACUGCCCCAACGCCUACUCGUUGCUGGAUUCGGCGCGCCUUUUCGGAUCGGAGACCCUGCUGCCGUACUCGCAGUAUGGUAGCGGGUUUUACUCGUCCCUGCAGGAGGCCAUGCCCCAGGGGGCCACCGGCACGGGGAUCCUGGACGGGAGCCGGUCGUAUGAGUUCUACCCGGCGGGAGCGUACAACGAUGUGAUGCCUACUUCCGGUGAUUAUCUGAAGAGUUAUUACAAAACCAUGGAUGUCUUUCCCGGCAACACCACGUCUUCCUACAGCAACUGCAACAUGAACGGCUACGACGCCGGCUCGGCGUCCCCGUACCUGAGCAGUAAGCCCUCGUGGAUGUCCCAUCACCGGCAGAGUGUCGUGGUGUGGAACAACAACCCCACGCGCUCCCAGGUGGACGCCCUCAAGGGCGGCGCCGCCUCCGCCUGGGCGUCGGCCACGAGUAACGGGUCGGCGUAUUCGCUGCUGUCCAGCAACGGAUACGCCGGUACGAAUGGGGAGGAGGUCAAGUACGCCAACACCCGGCAUCAUCGCGACGAAAAGGAGCGUAGCCAUUUGAGCAGUCUGGGAGUCGAUAAACCGGUAGCCAUUCCCGCUGUGAACUUCUCCAUUGCCGAAGCGACAAAUACCCUGUUGGAUACCGCCGGAUGAUUCUUGUAAAUUGUACCUACUAGUUG